UCCACACCACAGCUAAACGCGCCGCCGUGCUGCUUUUUCACCGACUCGCGCCGCGCAGCAUGCUGAACAAGGUGCUACCCAAGACCUGUCCCCGCUGCACCGCCUCCGGGGGUAGCAGCAGCUUCAUCCCUCGCCGCCUCCGGGCUACCAUCUCGCACGCCGCCGAUAUUACACGCGAUGCAGUGGGCGUGGAGGUGGUGCGCGAGCCUCCUGCCCCCCGCGGCCUGCCCUUGGUGGGCACCACCCUGUCGCUGCUGCUGCGAGGGUCGACCGCCCAGCUGCACCGGUACGCCGACUUCAGGCACAAGCAGCUCGGCCCCGUCUACCGAGAAUCCAUCGGACCCGUGGAUGCCUACUUCGUGGCCGAGCCGCUCGAGAUGCGACGCGUUUUCCAGCUUGAAGGCAAACACCCUCGCAACACCUUGCCCGAAGCCUGGAUGCUCUACAACGAACUUUACGGAUGCAAACGCGGACUGCUCUUCAUGAAUGGCGAAGAGUGGCUGCACUUCCGUCGAAUCAUGAAUCCCAUAAUGCUGCGAGACGACAAUGCGUUUGAAGAGCCGUGCCGCCUGGUUGCCGCCGACCUGGUGUCCAGCUGGCGUCAACACGCCAACAAACAGGUCCCCCGGCUCGAGCAGUCCCUGUACCAGUGGUCCACAGAAGUGUUGGUCGCCAGCUUGGUCGGCGGAAGCAAAUACAAAGAGAACGUGGCGGCCAUACGACAACUGCCGGGCAUGCAAAGGCUCAGCGAGCAGGUGCGCCAGGUCUUCUGCGAGUCGGCCAAAUUGUCGCUGCUGCCCGCCAGACUGGCCAGGGCGAUCAAACUACCCGCCUGGUCCAGAUUCGAGCUGGCUGUCGGUCACGCCGUGCACGGAGCCUCGGCUAUGGUGCUGGAUCUGCUUCCUUUUUCACGCGGCGGCGACGGAAUGCUCGAUAGAAUGCUGGCCGCGGGUGUUGAACUCAAAGACGCCGUGCGAAUCAUCGCCGACCUAAUCUUGGCGGCCGGAGAUACAAGCGCGGUCACAAUGCAAUGGACGUUAUACCUGCUGGCCAAAAAUCCUGAAGCGCAAGAACGCGCCUUCAAGGACCCGAGUUUGCUGCGCGGCGUGCUGAAGGAGUCGAUGCGCCUCUACCCCGUGGCGCCGUUCCUCACGCGAAUUUUGCCGGAAGAAUCUAGGAUCUCGGGAUACAGAAUUCCAGCUAUGAGUUUAGUGCUACUGUCGUUAUUCACGAGCGGCCGUGAUGCAAACAAUUUCCGAGACCCGCUGCGGUUUUGGCCUGAAAGGUGGUCGCGCAAAACAGCCCAGCAGAAUGGCCUUUUGGGGGUGACGCAGGCGAGUGGCGCCAUUCCUUUCGGUCUGGGCGCCCGCUCGUGUAUCGGACGCAAACUUGCCGAAACACAAAUCUUUGAACUUCUAACACAGUUGAUGAGUGAGUUCAAAAUUGAGUUGGUCAACCCGAAGAAGGAGGUGGACAUUGUUUUGAAGAUGGUCAGCGUGCCGAACCAGCCCCUGGCGAUCCGGUUGGUGCCCAGGAAGUGAAGUGGACAAAAAAAUAUUAGACGACCAAAAUUUCCUUUCUAUGGCAAAGGAGUUUUAAUGAUUGAACUACCAAGUUUAUGAGUACAAAGCAAAAAGUAUCACUUUGAAAUCUCGUCCUUUUAAGAUUAGAUACGUAAUAAAUUAAGCGGUGAAACGACUUUAAGCUGAUAUAAGUCUGCGAGGAAUUAAAAGCAGUGCUGAAUCACACAAAA
Cloeon dipterum is the source of this 1753-nucleotide messenger RNA. RefSeq names its product cytochrome P450 315a1, mitochondrial (gene sad). Gene Ontology annotation, molecular function: monooxygenase activity; iron ion binding; oxidoreductase activity, acting on paired donors, with incorporation or reduction of molecular oxygen. The record is from RefSeq and is a predicted model, not a curated record. The coding region runs from base 60 to 1541 and encodes 493 amino acids. Lineage: Eukaryota; Metazoa; Arthropoda; Insecta; Ephemeroptera; Baetidae. The transcript has 8 exons.